This is a messenger RNA of Colias croceus (clouded yellow), 4572 nucleotides long. RefSeq lists its product as uncharacterized. The transcript is spliced from 12 exons. NCBI's taxonomy places the organism in Eukaryota, Metazoa, Arthropoda, Insecta, Lepidoptera, Pieridae. The record is from RefSeq and is a predicted model, not a curated record. The coding region runs from base 127 to 4473 and encodes 1448 amino acids.
UCUUGAAUAACGUCGACGUAGCUUGUUACCACCUUAUAAUUAAAUAGGUAUAGGCCAGUAAGUUGUGUGAACAGUUAUUGUUAAAUAUUUUAACAAUAGGGUUCUGAUAUUAGUAUUUGAAUUAAAAUGUCAACAAGAAGAGCAAGAAUUAAAGCUGUUACAGCACUACCACCAAGAAGAAAAAACGCAGCCACUUCCGAAAAUAAUAAACAUACUAAAACUGAGAGUCCAAAAAAAUCCGUUCCUCUAACUAGUGAUCAUGAUGACAAUAAAAAUAUUCCGCUCUCUGAAAGUGUCGAACCUACCCUAGCCUCGGGCAAUGAUAAUAAUUCAAGUCCAAAAACCGUACCUUCCGAAAACGUAGCUACAAAAGAGAAAGAGACGCGACCAGUUACUCCAUCACCAUCCACUACACGUAAUGUUUUCGCCUCUCCAAUCAUAAGGAAUAGUCCGAAAAGGGCUUUCGCUUCACCUAUAAUUCGCAACAGUCCAAAGAGACCCUUCACUUCACCAAAUAGAUUAACUCUUCAGAAUCCUCCAAAAGGCAUAGAUACUUCAAAAGACAAAACUCCUCUUCAUCAAGCCACUCCUACACGUCAUGAACUUACAGAAAAUACAGAAUUGAGAGUUGCAAGUAAUUCUAUAAGUAAAAUAGAACAAAACAAUGUUAGAAGCAAAGCAAACACAGAUGAUUAUAAUGUACCAAGUGUACCAGAAAGUAUUACUGAAGACGCAAUGGAUGGGAUUGUACCAUUACAGCCUGCUCGUAGUGCACCAAAACCGCUAGAAAAAUUAAAAAGUGAAAUCAUCUCUGAAAAUGCAGAAGUCUUGUUUGAUCCGAUUGUCCCAUUACCAUCUCCCAGUAAAGUGCGGCCAAAACUCCGUCCUGUACCACGCUUGGGACCGAGAAGAAAUAGUAUACAGGGUAGUGCAAGUGAAUCAGAAGAUGAGAGUCGCCGCAGUCUCCUAAGUAGUGGUACCACUACGCCAGCCCCUGCAAGACAGAGACAUGACUCUCACACACCACACCUCACUCUGCAGGGACUGUUAAAUAGGGAAGUGAGUCGGAUAAGGAAUGAUUCAGUGUGUUCAAAUAUAAGUCAAGCAACAACACAACCAACACCAGCAUCUCCACUCAAAGAAAAAAUACAGAAGACUCGACGAAUGGAAGCUAGCAGGCGUUUAAUGGCGAUGAGACGACGACGGGAGGCCGUAAAACGUGAAGCCCUGACUAUGUAUGAUCUCAUAUUCUACAAUCCUACGACAAAUCCUAUUGUGCCUGAUCAAGAUGAACUAAAAGCUAAAGAAGAGAGUGUAAAAGACUUGGAGAAGCAGAAAAAAGAGAUGAAAGAAGAAGACGCAGAUGAUCCGACAGAAAGCGAUGCGGCGCCUGUUCCACAAAUUAAACUGGGGCCAAAUGGAGAAAUAGUUCUUGAUGAGUCUAGUUUAGUGAUAAAACAAACGCGAACCCAGAAAGUGUCUUCCAUAGUACGCGAGGGUGCGUGGCUAGCUGGUCGUGGUCAGUACAAGCGCAGCGCCCGCUCCGCUGACUGGAGUGCCCCUGAAACCGUGCGGUUCUAUAGAGCACUUGCUGCUAUUGGUACCGACUUCACGCUGAUGGCGCCUCUGUUCCCGGAUCGGACGAGACGCGAGCUGAAAGUGAAGUUCAAAAAAGAAGAGAAGUUCAAUGGUGCACAAGUUGAUAAAGCGCUACGAUCAAGAAUAGAGUGGGACGCUAUUUCACUCAAAGACGAAUUCACAAACGAAAGAGAAGCAGAAAAGCGUAAAGCGCAAGAAGAGAAGGACAAGUUUAUGCGACAGAAGAAAGAAGAAAAGGAUCGGUUACGAGCGGCUAGGGAGAUUGGACAUAGAAGAAGUCGAGGUUUAAAAGCACUAGAAGUGUCUGUAAAAUCUAAAAGUAUCCGGCACAAACCAGAGAUUGCAACAGCAGACGAUUUGCUAGAACGAGCGAAACAAACACAACCAUUGAAACGGACAAUACCAAAAUCUCCAGUACCAAUACCACCAAAUACUCCAACGCCACCCACGCCAACCCUCACCACUCUAGCAAUGAUAAAUAAGAGACAGAAAACUAAAGACACUCCAAGUCCUGCAAACGCAACAACUUCUAAGACUCCAAAUAUCAACAAAACACCUGAAGUAGUUACUUCUCUAAACAACAUUCCGGCAAACAUCGAAACGGGAUCGCUCAUAGUUCUGACAGUGAACAAUCCAAAAUCCCCCGGAAAAAAGAUGCUCCAAACGUACAUAGCACAUGAACCAGGGAAAUUAACUCAAGUGGCUUUACCUACAGUGUUGUUGAAUUCCGUAGUUGGAUAUAUGAAGAAAGGAACUCCAAAAAGUACAGUGUCGAAUAGUUCCUCGCCUCUAAUGUCUCCGAAUAGUGGUGAUAGUCGAACUAGUACACCAAGUGCCAAGUGUUCGGAUACCUCGAAACGAUCAAAUAGUAGACAAUCACCAACACCAUCGGUGAAACCACUACCAUCACCGUCGAUUUCACCACCACAGUCACCAUUAGUUGCACCACUACCACCAUCGCCAUCGGUUGUACCACUAUCAUCGUUGUCAUGUUCGGUGCCUUCGCCGGCAAUCUUUGUUGAAUGCGAGGGAUGGGAGUCUGAUCAAAACACGCUACCACCCGACUCUCCGAUACAGCAUAUGCAGCAAUUACCUCCUCGCCCACGGUACCUGCGAAAUGGAAAUAUUUCAUACCUAAUCAACUACGGAAGCGAAGAAGACUCCGACGAGAGCGAUGACGACGAAGAGACAGUCGUGUUUCGUGGUAUUCCAAGAGUGCUUCAGAGCACCAUGGUGACACCCUUGGACCAGGAUGAGGAUGCUGCCGAAGAGUAUGCACCCACUGAUGACCCAGUGCCUAUCGCUGAGCCAGUGUCUGUCGCUGACCCAGUGCCUGGUGUACCCCUUACGGCGACGAAACAGCCUUGGCGCUGGUAUGAUUUUGAUUGGAAAGAGUUUCCGAAUUUUCCAAUGCCCCCUACAUUGAGACGGGAAACGUUUUCCGAAAAUAAUGUUGGUCCGACAACUUCUCAUGACGACCCGUAUGACAUUUUUAUUGACGUAUGGGAUCUUCAAAUUAUGGAGCACAUUGCCUCGGAGACGAAUAAAUAUGCUCAGCAGGUGGCAGACCAGAUGAUUAAUAACAACCUCAUGUGUCCCAGAAGCCGUAUCUCUCGGUGGAAGGACACCGAUCCCAAUGAGUUAUACGCAUAUUUUGGGAUAAUUUUGGCUAUGGGGGUUAUUAUUAAGACCCGCAUAGAGGAGUACUGGUCUUCCACCCCUGACAUAUUUUAUACUCCCGGUUUUAGCGCACACAUGUCUAUCGGUCGUUUUUUAAUAUUAAGCAAAUGUCUCCAUUUUAGCGAUAACGACGACAUGUGUGCGGUAGAACUGGACUACUCCGAAGCCAAACUAUUUAAAAUACGGCCAAUACUGUCACAUUUGAACAAAAAAUUCCAAGAGCUCUAUACACCGGCUCAAAAUAUUGCACUAGACGAGAGUCUUUUAAUGUGGAAAGGUUGGCUCGAAAUGAGCCAACUUAUUCCCAAUAAAGCUACACGUAGAGGGGUGAAAACUUAUGAGAUUUGUGAAUCUCAAACCGGCUACCUAUGGCGGUUUGAGGUUCACGCUCAUAAAAAAGCCCCUCUACAACAUACAGAAGAUCCAUUGGAGGCCUCAACACCAUCAAUUGUAUUGCGACUGAUCCAAGGCCUAGAAAACAAAGGAUACACAUUGUGGAUGGACAACUUUUACAACUCCCCAAGCCUCGCUCGACGUCUUAAAUCCUUGGGGUUUGACUGUGUAGGAACCCUGCGAACCGAUCGUAAGUACGUUCCGAAGGCUCUACACAGUCUCACCAAACGAAUUAUGCGCCCAGGUCAAAUUGCUGGUCUCACCGCUGGGGACGUCGAUGUCAUGGUAUGGAGAGAUUCUAAUAGGGUGUCUAUGAUCUCUACAUACCAUGGCAACGGCCAGCGCCUAAUUGAAAGCUCCACCAAACCCAUCCUGAUAUUGGAUUACAAUAUCAUUAUGGGUGGGAUGGACAAAAAGGAUCAAUUACUGUCAAUGUACCCAGUCGAGCGAAAACGGACCAGGGUGUGGUACAAAAAAUUUUUCAGACGAUUGCUAAACGUGUCCGUUUUAAAUUCUUACAUUAUACAUCAUCAUCACUCUUCUUCUUUAAGUCAUCGCAAUUUCCGAAUCUCCCUUAUAAAAUCACUCCUUUCAAAGCAUUCCUGUCCUUCACCACUUCCGCCUGCACCAACACAGAACGUGCACGUCGACGUUUCUCACCGAUUGGCUGAGUUCCCGAUGGGGAACCACCAACGCAAACGGCGAGCGUGUACGGUGUGCAAGAAACAGGUGCGUACGUUCUGUGUUGGUUGCAGUAAAACUGUAUGUAUGGACCCCUGUUUUCUUUCUAUUCAUUCAUAGUCACAUAAUUUAUGUUAAACUAGCUUCCGCCCGCGACUCCGUCCGCGCGGAUGUCGGUCUUUGCGUGGAUGGUUUAUUUCUCCAUUUUGAGUAACUCGG